GGAUGCUGUUGUUAGCUUCAGCGGUGGAUGAGAGAAAAUGAAGUAGUCUCACACACACGGCUCUUAUAAAAGUUAUGGGAGGAUUUGCACCUGCGGUCAAAAUGGCGAGAGACAGGAAGUGCAUCCUCUGUGAAACGGUUCACGUGUCCAAGCAGGAGAUGGAUGAGCACAUGAGAAGUAUGUUGCACCACCGUGAGCUGGAGAAGCUCAAAGGCCGGGACUGCGGACACGAGUGCAGAGUGUGCAAGGUAACCGUGGUGAGCCUGACCGAUUAUGCCAGCCACAUUUCCAGUCCCACGCACAAGCAGAAUGUGGAGGCUGCGGAACAAAAGCCCGCUGGGAUCGACCGCGAUGAGGACUACUUCGACCAGGCUUUGGUGGGGCUGAUCGAGAGGAGAAAAGAACAGAUCCGGAAAGAGAAGGAGGCUGCUGCUGCAAAACGUGCACAAGAAGAAGAGGAGCGAAAGAAAAAGGAGCAGUUUCAGAUCAGGCUGAAUGAAGCUAAAGAGCGUUUCCGGCUCCAAAAUGGCUGGCAACAGCCAUCAGAGGCGUGCAAUGGAUCCAAUCAGCACAACUCUUGGUACAGGAAUAACCGGUAUAACGCCAGAGCAGGGGAUGCACGACCCUGGCACAGCAGUAAACAGGGAAAAAGUGCCACCUGGCAUGCUCAGGAGCCUCCUAACUUUCAGAGGUGGGCGUCGGGAGAGUUGCAGGGUGGGAGCUUGCACAGCCAGGAAGCUUUGGGCAAUAAGCAAUGGUAUCAGGGCGCAUUUCCUGGCAGUCAGCAAAGUCGGCUGCCCUGGCUCAGCAACGCAGGCAGCAGUAAUGGGAUCUAUGGCAGAAACAAUAUUUCUCAGUACCCACAAAGGAACCGGCCUGUGAGCUUGCUGGGACCACCUCCCAUGUAUCCACCUCCACCAAGUUUUUUUACCAAUACAGUUAAACACUUGCAAAAUACAGGCAGUGAACAGGGAGAUCAGCAGGGCGAUAAGCUUCAUAAAGGGGAGGAACAAAAUGCAGAAGGUAAUCACAACAGCACUAAGAGCUCAAAGAGCUUUGGUAGCAACCCAAAGCUGGACAAAGUCUGUCGCUGGUCACCCUAUCCAGUCACGAAGGGUUUUGAUUCUGUACUCCACAAAGACACCCACUCAAACUCUUCAGAGAAGUAUCCCAAAGUUUCCAAACCCCAGAAGCAGGAAAAAGCGCCAGAAACCAGUGCCUUUAUCAGGCGUUCCCGACCUGAACAGAAACCAGGACAAUUGACCUCUAGUGGACAAAGUGUGGAAGAGAAAGGGAAGCUUAAAAAGAGCCCCAAAAACAAGCCCAGAGACAGGAGUAGCAGCGGCAGUAGAAGCAGCAGCAGCACUCUGAAAGACGGUCAAAAGAACUCUUCAUCUGGUUCCUCCAGUCAUAAGGCAAAUAAACCAUCGCUGCAUGAAGAUAAGAAGCUUCCCUCAGUUCCUAGUCUCAACAGUGGAGCUCAACACAGUAAGACCUCCAGUCCGGUGCAUCCACAAUCAAAGUCAUCCACAAAGCACAGUGCAAUCAGGGCCCCUUCUAUUGGGCCGCUGCAGUCAAGGCAAGAACGGCAGCUCCCAGAAACGUUGAAGAAAGCCAGAGAGAUCGUUCUGGAAAAGAGGGGCUCUUUGGAUAGCUCCAUUAACAACAAGCUGGAAAUGACUCGGCAGGCUGUGGAGGAGCAGCUGAGGGAUCAUGCACAGAGUCAGGUCGGGGUUAACAAAGAGAACAGCUGCAGGCAGAAUGCAGCUAAACCAACGUUACUUGACUCAAUCAGGCCCUCCCCUCACGGAGAAGAGAAAGAAAAGCUCGCAUUGUCAUCUCCUUCGGACAGCAGCCAGUUUCUCCAGUCGCUGCAAGUCAGCACCUCCACCACAGAGAGCACAGAGCAUGCAACCUCCAGCAGGGAGGACGAGGAGAACAGGAAGAACGCGGAGAAGGAAGCUUGCUCAGAGGCUCCGGGAGAGGCCAUGCAGGCUGUUGAAGCAGGGCACGGUUCAGAGAGUGACGCCUCCAGAAGUGACGAAGCACAAACCGUCUCGGGGUCAAACGCAUCAAGUCUAUCCAAACUCGAUCUACCCCCUGUGUUGAAACGAGACCUGACCAAACACAUCAGCUCCAAGAGCAAAGCAGGUGGCCACGAGCCCAAUCUCAACAUUGCUAGACGAGUCCGUAACGUGAGCGAGUCUCGGAGAAGUGACACCGAGAAGGAUUCGGGGCUCAAACCAACUGUACGGCAGCUAAUCAGCUCCUCUGGAUCUCGACGCAAUGUGAACUGGGAACAGGUCUACCAGGAGGUCAGGAAGAAGCAAGACAAAGGAAAAGGCAUGCCAAGGUUUGGGAUAGAGAUGGUGCCAUACGAUCAGGAGGACCAGAGCCAGGAGGAAGAUGACAUUCCUCUGCUGGAGGGUUUCCAGUGGGAGUCACUCAUGGACAUUUCCGGCCAGGCCGCCUCCCGCAAACGCUCCUUAUCAGAGAGCAGCCUCGCUCCUGCAUCCGCUCACGCCUUGUUUCCAUCCCACCUGUCAAAGGAGACGGCACAAAGAGAAAGCCUCAGCUCAGAGCAACAGGGAUCCUUAAUGUCUCCCAAAUCCUUAUUCACCCAAGAGAAAAACAGUCAGCAAGAGAUGGAGCAGAUGCUUGGUCACUAUGUGGCCAAAGCGCAGAUGCAACCAGAAAAAUUAACGUCAGGGGCGGUGAAGGCUCUCCAGAGGUCUGACUCAGUGCUCGGGGACAGCAGUUCGGGGACCGAGCAGUUGGACGGUCAGGGAACAGGGAAGAGGCGAAGAGCAGCUGCAGAUGUCCCAAGCCCCGAGACGUCUUGCUUGGAACACAAUAACAAAAGAAGGAAAAUCAAAUCCAAAAGAGAGCGUUUUCAUAUUGAUCAGCUGCUGGCUGUGUCUCUGCGGGAGGAUGAGCUGAGUCGCUCCCUGCAGAGUGUGGACACCAACCUGAUCCAAGCCCGGGCUGCACUGGAGGCAGCCUACAUAGAGGUGCAGCGACUCAUGGUGGUAAAACAGCAGAUGACUACAGAGAUGAGCACACUAAGAAACAAACGCAUCGACUUAUUGAAAGGGAUGCAAGGUAAUUUAGAAGUAGCACCUCUGGUCAAACUAAAAGAAGAAAAGAUGGACGCAGUGGAAGCAGAGUCAUACAUGCCCACCUCUGUUUCGGACACUGCUGCUGGCCUCAGUCCCACUCAGACUGCCCAGCGUGCCUCCCCUCCCUCCUCCAGCCUUCCCUUCACGCCUAUAGUAAUCAAGCAGGAGCCCCAGUCUCCUGUCCAUGUCAGCUCAGAGCUGGACCCCGUAGAAAACACGACCUACUGUGCUCACAGCACCACCCCAGAGCUGCACGUCGCUCCUGUUGCAGCGUCUCCACCAGGUAACGUCAUGCAAUACACAGAUUGAGUUUAUUAAAGCUCCUUUUGCCAACCACUUGAGAGCUUGUCAGGACUGGCUGAGACAACUGAAAAAGCCAUACAGGCAACACCGAACUGUCUCGGCACUUUGCCAGACUGCAAAAGCUCCAUAAAGCUUAUCUCAGUCAGCAGGAGGAGCUCUGAGGUGGGAAGUGUUGCCGAGUGUUCAACCACACAGUCCUUUGAAAGCCCCUCGGUGCCUUCAGUCCUGAACAUGCCGGCCUCUCCCUCCGAAUUGAGGAGCGGAAAGCGAGUAAGGAAGCUAAAGAAGAGGAAGGUGUUGAAGAAAGCUCAAGGGACGGAGCAGCCUGAAAGCAGUGACACCGAGGUGGACACGGAGGCUUCCCGGCCGAGAUGGCUUCGACCGCGCAGGAGACCCAGUGGUGGCUCUCAGGUCAGUACCUCCACUUUGUCUAGAGAGUGUGCUAUGACCAUGGAGGGGGGGAAGAGGUCUCUAUACACAGAGUCUCUCAAACAGAUGGUGCUUCCUCAGGUGGCCCCUGCUGAGCUGACGCCGACCUUAGAUUCGGAGGACAGCAUGGAGGUCACUGCAGCCUGUCAGCAGCCCCACGUCCAGGUCCCAGACUCCUCCAGACCGGAGCCACCGAGCCUGGCCUGCAAUGAAGUCACUUCCACCAGUGACAUGGAAUUGUGUAAAUCCUCUGAGAGUGAAGCACCACUGCCAAAGAUAUCAAAGGGCUCAUCAGAUGCAUCUUCUGACCACGGUGAGGAUGAUAUUCCCACUGAGGGAGCAUUUGAUGGCCACCAGGAGGCGGUGAACGCCAUGCAGAUCCACAAUGGACUGCUGUACACGUGCUCAGGAGACCGCACCGUCAAAGCCUUCGACCUGGUGAGCCAUAAAUGUGUAGGUGUGUAUGAGGGCCACAGCUCUAAAGUGAACUGCUUGUUUGUGUCCGCUGCUCCCUCCCUGCAUCACCGCCUUUACUCUGGCUCCAGUGACCAGACCAUCCGCUGCUACAGUCUAAAGACAGGAGAACUCGAGCAGCAGUUCUCUCUCUCAGACCGAGUCAUCUGCCUCCACAGCCGCUGGAAGAUUUUAUACGCUGGUUUGGCUAACGGCACCGUAGUGACCUUUAAUCUUAAGACAAACAAGCAGAUGGAAGUGUUCGAGUGUCACGGGCCGCGGGCCGUGAGCUGUCUGGCCUCGUCACAGGAGGGAGCCCGGAGGAUCCUGCUGGUCGGCUCCUAUGACAGCACCAUCAGCGUGAGAGACGCCAAGAACGGACUCCUGCUGCGAACACUGGAGGGACACACCAAGACUGUGCUCUGCAUGAAGGUGGUCAAUGAUUUGGUGUUUAGUGGCUCCAGUGAUCAAUGCGUCCAUGCACACAACAUCCAUACAGGAGAGCUGGUGCGGGUCUAUAAGGGCCACAGUCAUGCUGUCACUGUGGUGGCCAUCCUGGGGAAGGUGAUGGUGACCGCCUGCCUCGACAAGCUGGUCCGAGUCUUCGAUCUGCAGUCCCAUGAGCAGCUGCAGGUCUACGGAGGACACAAGGACAUGGUGAUGUGUUUGGCCAUUCACAAGAAUAUGAUCUACACAGGCUGUUACGAUGGCAGCGUGCAGGCCGUCAAGCUCAACCUGAUGCAGAACUACCGCUGCUGGUGGAACGGCUGUUCGUUGGUGUUCGGGUUGAUGGAGCAUCUGCAUCAGCACCUGAUGAGCGACCACACCUGUCCCAACCUCCAGACGCUCAAGUGCCGCUGGAAAAACUGUGAAGUGUUUUUCUGCGCACGCAACAUCUCCAAGCAGGGGAUGGUCGUGCACAUGCAGAAACACGCUGAGGAGACUGAACUGGAGCCUUAAGGCCGGCGGGAACAUUGUUUCCCCACCGAGCUCUUCCCUCCCUUUCUUGUUAACUUUACUCCCCCCACCACCCCCCCGCCUUGUUAACCUCCCAUAUUGGGGGGGAAUCUUUUUGGGACCCACUUAUAACUUACCAGUGCUCCCGUCGAGCCUGACGAGUGGCGUCUUGACGACUCCAUCCUUUAUGUUCGGUGUUGGAAUCCAACCAUAAUACAAUCAUGAGAGGAGGGUUGGUUGUGCUGUUGUCGUUGUUGUUGUGUUUCUUUUCUUUUCUUUUUUUUUUACGUUCUACAAAACACGACUCCCUCUCUUUCUGUCUGACCAUGAACACUGCAGUUCCUCUUUUCACUGACCAAAAAUAAGACAAAGAUAAACGUGACUCAUGUUUAUUCAAAGAAACUUCAGUGUGUUGCCGGGAUCAGAGGAGAACGUUAUGCUUUCUGUUGAAUCUGCAAGUACAAAAAAAACCCCAAAAAAAACCCCAAUAGUGAUUUUUACAGGUUGGUUGGCUACAAUAUGGCAUGGGUUAAGAGAUGUUUUAUUGUUGUUGUGCAGUUGUGACGUGUCUUGUUGAGCAACCUAUAGUUAUUUUUUCCGUUUUUUCUUUUUUUUUUUAAGUUGACUUAAACUUUGGUUUUUGUUUGGAAAUCAUGGCGUCGUCUCAGAGGCUGAGAUUAGAGUCAGAAAUCGUGAUAAAUGUCAACAAAGAGAUUCAUUGUAGUGAGAUUAAUCUUUUUUUUUUGGUUUGGUUUUUAUUUUCAGUCAAAUUUCUUUGUUUUGUUUGUGGUUUAGGAUUACAUUUCUUCUCUUUUUUUUUUUCCUUUUUUCUUCUUUUUUUUUUGUUGCUCAUUUGAGAUAAAGUUGUUGAGGGACUGUGGUGCAGUGUCGUUUUGUGACUUGGCCAUUUGACAGUUAACAUUUGCAGUGAUAACAGAACCAAGACGUGAUGGUGUGUGUGUGUGUUUGUGUGUGUGUUCAUACACGUGAACAUGUUUAAUCUGUGUGAGGUUUUUUUUUUACUUCCCCAAUUGUCCAAAGAGGGAGAGUAAGAAACCCCCCUACCCCACCCCUGUUUUCCAUGAGUGAGUGUGAAGUACAGUUUUUAUAACAUAAUGUCCUCUUUGGAUGUUUUUUUUUUUUUUUUUUGGAGUUUAUUUUGGAGCAUCGAGCAGAAAGCGCUGGACUUCUAUUUUCCAUAGUGAGGAUAGUUUUCUAAUGAAAAGCCAUUUGUGUGUGGAGGUGAAGGAUGUUUAGAGGAGGUGUUCGAUGGAAGAGUUUGAAGGAAAGAAUUAGGAUUAAUCUCCCAUGCCAUACCUCACCCCCCUUCCCUUUCUGAAAACAGGCACAAAGCCACCUUUUUUUUUGUUUUUUGUAAAGGAAUAAUCAAACAAUUUUAACCAGUGCGAUAGCCCAGCUGAUGCUUUCUUUGGCGUUUUUGGUGUGGUUAUGACUCCGGGUUGUUUUGUCCUCUUGAGGAUUUUAUUCUCAGCACGAGUUAACCCGACGUUCUCACAGUCAACAUUUUCUAAAACCGCCUCACCAGCUUGUGUUUUUUUUUUUUUUUUAAGUUAGAGGAAAGCAUGCGGUUCACCUCUUCCCUGGCAUUCCUGAGUUUCUUUUACCUUUUUUUUUUUUUUUUAGUUGUUAUAUCAAAGUUGUGAACAGAUAUUUUUUAAGAAAGUGCAAUCUAAGAAAUUUAAUAAUAAUAAUAAAAAAAAAAAUGUUGCAACAUAAAAA
Molecule: messenger RNA, 7001 nt
Organism: Scomber japonicus (chub mackerel)
Lineage: Eukaryota; Metazoa; Chordata; Actinopteri; Scombriformes; Scombridae
Gene: znf106a
Product: zinc finger protein 106a
Exons: 23
Cellular component (GO): cytosol; membrane
Molecular function (GO): SH3 domain binding; RNA binding
Source: RefSeq, a predicted model, not a curated record